UUUUUCGCCUCUUUCCCAGAUCUGUGCUUCGCCAGUGUAGAUCGCAAAGACGUGCGUUUGACGUCAAUUGAGGGGUUGAGCGGGGAUCUAGAUUUAUAUCUGCCAUUUCUCUCUUCAAAAGAAUUUGCUUAUUUCUCGAGAUUUGUGCUUGCUGCAGGUUCACUUCACUGACAGUAUACCUUCUAAACCCCCCCAAAAUAAUAAGAAAAUAUCAUGGCUCCCAUCCUAGACAGCAAUGUCCAGCCGAAUAUUCUCCAUGCUCGCCAAUCAUCGUCCACUGAGUGCCCCAGCACUAUCUCCGGAGGUGGAAUCGCCGGCAUUGUUAUUGGCACUAUUGUUGGCACGCUCCUGAUCCAGUGGCUGAUACGACUGUGUCAGCUGCCGGGAGCACGCGGGGAGGCCUCCCCUGACUAUAAAUAUUCCACCCCAGUGGGCGUGGAGACACGACAUCGCCAUCGAAGUCGCCGUCGGCGCAGUCCGACAUAUGAGUAUGUGGAGAAGCCAAGUGGUUCGGUACGACGGCCAGCGAAGGUCUAUCUCAACUGAUCGCACAAGUCCUGAACUAAGAGGGAGAAAUAUAAGUGGUUGAGUGGUGGUCCCGUCUGUUUCUUUCCUUCCUUGCCCUUGUACGGAAUACC
Messenger RNA from Aspergillus campestris IBT 28561, 638 nucleotides. RefSeq lists its product as uncharacterized. NCBI's taxonomy places the organism in Eukaryota, Fungi, Ascomycota, Eurotiomycetes, Eurotiales, Aspergillaceae. The record is from RefSeq and is a predicted model, not a curated record. The transcript has 2 exons. Bases 214 to 546 code for a protein of 110 amino acids.